This is a messenger RNA of Doryrhamphus excisus (bluestripe pipefish), 1004 nucleotides long. It is a transcript of the gene tnnt2c, whose product is annotated as troponin T2c, cardiac. Lineage: Eukaryota; Metazoa; Chordata; Actinopteri; Syngnathiformes; Syngnathidae. The record is from RefSeq and is a predicted model, not a curated record. Gene Ontology annotation, cellular component: troponin complex. Gene Ontology annotation, biological process: regulation of muscle contraction; sarcomere organization; cardiac muscle contraction. Gene Ontology annotation, molecular function: tropomyosin binding; troponin C binding; troponin I binding.
AAAGAGGCCCGAGUAGCGUGACGAAGAGCCCAGUGGUCAGACACCAGCUGAUCUUGGUGCUCCUCAAGCUUCCCAGAAAGCCAGACAUGUCAGACACUGAGGAUAUCCUGGAGGAGCAGGAGGAGGAGUACGAAGAGGUGGAAGAGGAGCAGGAAGAGGAUGUGAGAAGAAGCGAAGAAGUGGCGGUAAAGGAAGAGGAUACAGAACAGGAGGAAGAGUCCAAACCUCGACCCAAACCCACUUAUGUGCCAAACAUCGCACCCCCCAAGCUGCCAGAUGGCGAGAAGGUAGACUUUGAUGACCUGCACCGCAAGAGACUGGAGAAGGACUUCAAUGACCUCCAGAGCCUCAUCGAGAUGCACUUCUCCAACCGCCAGAAGGAGGAAGAGGAACUGGUCGCUCUGCGCACCCGCAUCGAGCGCCGCCGCUCGGACCGCGCCGAGCAGCAGCGUGUCCGUGCCGAGGAGGAGCGGGAACGCCAGGCGAGGGUGACUGAGGAGCGGGUGAGGCGCGAGGAGGAGGUGGCCAAGCAGCGCGCUGAGGAGGAGGCCAAGAAGAAGAAGAUCUUCACCAACAAGUCCUUCGGCGGCUACCUGCAGAAGGUGGACCAGAAGAAGGGCAAGAAGCUGACGGCACGCGAGGAGAAGAAGAAGGCGCUCCUGGAGCGCCGCAAGCCACUCAACAUCGACCACCUCAACCAGGAGAAGCUGGCCGAGAAGGCGCAGGACCUGUGGGCUUGGCUCCACCAGCUGCAUGCCGAGAAGUUUGAGCUGGCCGAGAAGCUCAAGCGGCAAAAGUACGACAUCUACGUCCUGAGAAACCGUGUCAGCGACCACCAGCGUGGAUCCAAAGCAUCCAAAACCUCUCGCGGGGCCAAGGGCAAGUCUGGGUCCUGGAAGUGAGGAUGCAGAAACCUUCCACGGACAUUUUGGCUUGUUUGUAACCAACUUUAUCGAGAGCUCCUUUUUUAAGAGCUCCUCUGGGGAAUGCUUUAAGUCGCUAGU